AAUGUUUUGUCUUUGAGUUACAAAAAUUUAGUAUUCAAUAAGUCUUUGUGGAUAAAUGUCGUGUAAACGGUAGAACAUAAUUUUUUUUGUUAUUUGUUAAACAGAAAAACGAAAUUUUCUCAAAAAUACUUGUAAUAGAGAAAAAAAACAGAAACGAAAAAUUUACGUUGAAAACAAGAACGAAAAAUAUUUACGUGUAAUGAACCAAAAGAUAUGAAAAAUUAUUUGAAAAUAAAACAUAUGGAAAUUUAUUAAAAGCCUAAAAGAAAAGUGGUAUAAAUAAAGAAAAACCUUAUUAAAAUUAUAAAAAAAAUUAAAAAUCUGUGAAAAAAAGGUUUAAAAAAAAAUUAUAAUUUUUAUUUAUAAAAAUUAAAUAGUUGCAAGAAAAUAAAAGUUAUUAAACAAAUAAAAAAAACCAAAAUGUUGUGCUGUAAAAAUAUCAAUACCCAUCUUAUGGCAUUUACCGCCAUUACUUUAUUUGGAUUUAUAUCUGCCCAGGCAGUUGGAUCGAAGGAUCUAUUUAGAUGCCGCCAAAGUUGCUAUCAAAAGUUUGUUCAAGAUUGGCAUCAUUGUAUGGAUUUCGAGGAUUGUAAAAAUAUGUGCAUCACGCCACCUAAUAUCAAUAGUUAUAUCCCAGAAGCAUUCAGUUUUCUGUGUUGGAAUAAUUGUGAUCAACAAUUGGGUCCAUUUCCCUUAAAUAUCAAUUCAGCUUUGCGUCAGGGUUCCUUAGUGAUAACAGACAUUGCUUGGGAUCAAGCCAUUACGAAUGCAUCAAAGCAAUGUUUAGUUACUUGGGAGGUCUCUGGAGGCGGUCUAAUGGGCAACCUAUUGACUGAUAGUUCUACUGUUGAAUUAUCCCUCUGGUCAGAUACAGUAUAUCACGUACAAGUUACGUGCAAACAUAAGGAAACGGGUGGCAUGCGUAGAUCUUUCAAAUUGAUUGUGGAUACCCAUAAACUAGGCGAUAGUUCCGCCACCGGUAUGCAAGCCAUUGCUAUGGAUUCUACAUUUGGUAGCAAAACUCUACCCCAUAUCUAUGGCGCUGAAUCGGUGCCCUCUACUUCGGGAGAAACUGACUCUAGAAUGCGUAUCUUAAAGGAUAGUUCGAAAGACUUCUUGACACCCUACAAUCCUAAUGUAAAUACCAAAACUAGUUCCAGCACUGCCUCCAGUAAAGUUAAAACCCCCAAUGCUGCCACUACAUCGGCUGAUGAAAAUGAGGUAAUCCCCAGCUUAAGUGUUAAACGUACCAAACUCAUUGGUCUGCCAGCAGUAACUGAAACUGAAACCAGUUUUCUAACCCAAACCAUGGUAUUUGCUGUUGUCGGUUCAAUAGUCUUAUUUUUGGGCAUCAUUAUCUUGUACCUUAUCAUGCGUCCUACACGCAAACAAAUUUCAGUCAUUGAUAAGCAAGUGUUAAUACAAACCGAAGUGCUGCCCAGUAAAUUGCCCCUAAAUCCAGCGUCUGUACAGAGUACAGCAACUUUGUCACCCCUCAAUGAUCAACGUACCACAUUACAUGUGUAAAUUUAGGUGUGAUUUUUUUUAAGACUAAUUUUUGUAUAGUUGUGUGUAAAUAUUUUAGGGUUUAUAUUUUUUUUUUUUCUUAUUAUUUUUUCUCACUUUUUUCGAGUGUAUGUGAUCAUGUAAAUACAGCAUAGUAAGAAAUUUAAUUAUAUAGUAAGUUUACUUUUUAACAAUUCAAAGUGUAAAUAUUUAUUUUGCUUAAUUUAACGUUUUAAGCUUAAACCGUGUGUUAGAGUGUGAGUGUGAGAUUGAGAGUGUGUUAGUGACUAAAACUGAUGUAAGUAGUGUAGGAAAAAGAAAAGAGCGAUUUGGCCAAAUUUACCUGACAGUGUUAAUUUAUUUGCUUAAACUUUAAAAGCUUUUUGUUGAUUUAUUUUUUAAGUCUAAAUAUAUAAAGUUAAGUCUUAAACAAGGUCAGAUCGUCCCUUCCCCCCCAAACUUAAGCAAACAGACAGACAAACCAACAAACAAACAAAUAAUAUAAAAUGCUUCAGUUAAUAACUUAAACAAUUUAAUGUAUUUAUUUAAAUAUAAAACAAACAAAUAACAAUAAAAUAAAAAUAAAAAUAAUUUUCAACUUAAAGUGAGUGAGAUUUGAGAAAUAUGUUGAAAAAUAAACUAGCAUGUAAGAUGUCUAGUCCUUUUGUGUAAGAAUUAUAAAAAGAAAGUCUCAAAGAAUAAGUGUAAAUGAAUGAAUGUUUAAAAUGUAUUCUUAAUUUAUUUUAUAAAACCAUAACAAUGAAAAUCUUUUUAAUAAAAGUUUUUCGUUGCUUUUUCUUAAGACACGCUUACAAAAAAACUCCCAGUGUAAAAAAGAUUUGUAUAUUUGAUUUCAUUUCAUCUUUAGUUUUUGUUUUUUUUUUUCAA
Molecule: messenger RNA, 2394 nt
Organism: Lucilia sericata (common green bottle fly)
Lineage: Eukaryota; Metazoa; Arthropoda; Insecta; Diptera; Calliphoridae
Exons: 5
Coding region: 421-1527 (368 amino acids)
Source: RefSeq, a predicted model, not a curated record